Messenger RNA from Papilio xuthus (Asian swallowtail), 4407 nucleotides. RefSeq names its product DNA repair protein complementing XP-C cells homolog (gene Xpc). Gene Ontology annotation, cellular component: nucleotide-excision repair factor 2 complex; nucleus; cytoplasm. NCBI's taxonomy places the organism in Eukaryota, Metazoa, Arthropoda, Insecta, Lepidoptera, Papilionidae. Bases 158 to 4264 code for a protein of 1368 amino acids. Gene Ontology annotation, biological process: mismatch repair; nucleotide-excision repair. The record is from RefSeq and is a predicted model, not a curated record. The transcript has 11 exons. Gene Ontology annotation, molecular function: damaged DNA binding; single-stranded DNA binding.
UAGCGCCAAUAUUUUGAUGUACCCAAUUUUUUUAUCAAAAUAAUAAGAAUAACAUGCUUUAGAUGCGUGUAGGAACGUGUUUGAGCAUUGGGCAAUUAAAGUGUUUCGCAAUAUUUUAUGUUAACACAAAGGAUCCAGAUAAAGCGGAUUUUCUACUAUGCCUACGACUAGGAAGAAAGUAAUCAAAACUGUUUAUAAAGACGACGAUGAAAGUGAUAACAUGGGAGGCGACUUUAGCGAUUCCGGUUCGGACGCCAAAAUAUCAUCGGCUCCUAGCUCUGACGACAGUAUUAACGAGGAAGAAAAUUGUCCAUCGUCGGACGAUGAAGUUCACAAAAAGCCACAGAAAAAAACUACUAAUCGAAAAAAGAAUCCCCAAUUUGCCAAAGCUUUUAUUAAUAAAAUAAACAAACAAAUCAGCGCCGAAGAUGAAGAUGAACCAUUGCCUGUUUCUACUUUUACGAUUAAAGAUUUAACAGAAGCUGAUAAGUUAUUACCAUCAGUACUUAAUCUUUCAGAAAGUGACAGCAGUGAUGAUGAAUGUACUAAGACAAUCUUUAAAAAGAAAUUUCAUACAGAAACAUUACCAAACACAGAUCCAGAAAAUGAUAACAAUGAUGCUGGUACUGAAUAUAAAGAUGUAUGGUCAGUUAAUGAAAAAGAUGAAAGCGAAGAAAUUGCAAAGAAAACUUUUCUAGAGUUAGAACAGCAUAAGGCUAAAAUUGAAGAAGCUAAAAUGUCAGUCUUAAAGUAUUCACACAGCAAGAAUGAAAAUGAAUCAGAUGUUAAAGACUUACUGGCGCUAGGAGAAGAGAUAGUACCUGAGGUAGGAACAAUCACUAAAAAGAAAAAAAAGAAAGUACAAGACCAAAGUGAUUCAGAGGUAGAAGAUUGGGAAGAAGUAAAGGAGGCUAAAUCAAUACCCCAACAAGGGCUACAACUAAUUGUAGAUAUACCAGAUUCAGUAGCAAGAAGAGCUAAAAAGGUUGAUGUUGAAAUGAUGAUGAAAAGAAAAAUGAACAGAGUAAAAAAGGAAUGUCAAGUGUACAUGCACAAAGUUCAUGUUCUAUGUUGGCUGGGUUAUGGAAAUUACAUUAGCACUGUAUUAAAUGACCAGGAAGUUAUGUCUACAGCAUUAUCACUUUUGCAAAAGCUAAAAUCGAAGGAAUGCUCUCCCGGCCAAAAAGUUCCAAAAAUAGCCUCUUGUUCUAAAAGCAAUUUGAAUUUCUAUCCUGGUCAAAGAGUUGACAUGAAAUAUGUAGAACAAAUAACCUCUUGGUAUCAAAAUAUUUUAACAUUAAGAAAAGAUAAACAUGAAGGUAAAUUCAGACCAAAGGCACCAAAACUAAAGGAAAUACUAAUUCAACAAAUAAGAAAUAGGAUUAUAACAUCAAAGAAAUAUCUUGUUUAUGUGUUUGUUUCUAUGUUGAGAGCGAUUGGUCUCCAUUGCAGGGUGAUGCUUAAUUUCGUAACAGUACCAAUAAAGCCUCCAGCUUUCGAGCUACAUUCAAUGUCAACGAAGAGUACAGAUAAAAAUAAAAGUGACAAAAAGGAUGUGAGUAAAGAUAAAAAUAUAACAAAGUCAAAGUCCACAAAGACAUGCAGUAAAAAGAAAAUUUCACAAUUAGAUGGAAAUUAUGAUUACAGUACAGAUAGUGAUAGUGAUAUAAGCAACAUUAUGCAAAUAGAUGGAAAUGAUGAUAAAAUGCCACGUAUCACAAGAUCAACAAGAAGUAACACUAAAGUGAACCAAAAUAAACAAGUAGCAACAAACAGUGAUAUUAUUUCAAAUAAAAUCAUGCAGGUAGAUGGUAAUAAUGAUGAAAUACAUCCUAAAACACAAUCAAGAAAGGCUAUAUCAAAAGAAAAUGCAAACAUUCAUAAAGAAUCAGAAGGUGCAUCACCACCGAAGAGAGCUAAACAAACCGAUGACAAUGAUACAGUACAAGUCGCCGCUAAAAGUAAAUUAUCACUUAAUCGGCAAAGAGGCAAGAAUGUUAAAUCUGGUAAUAAUUUGGAGGUGCCAGAAAUUGAAGAAAAUAAAGAAGUCACAGCAAGUAAGUUUUUUGUUGGAGAUGAAAAUCUUAAUAGAAGGUCUACGAGAAAAAGAUCCGCAACCACGAAUGCCCGCACAUCUAAUGACACAGUAGUGAAGGAAGUCACUAAAAAGGCAACACAAGCCAAAGUUAGAGCAAAAAGUACACCUGUAAGGAAUGUCAAUUCAAAAUCAAAUGAAGAUUUGUCAGAAUCAGCAAGUAAAAAACCCAAGAGAUCCUCAAAGAAGCAAGAAAAUAACAAAGAUGUUUUGAAACCAAAAGAUAUCACUGAUAAAAAUUCUGAUGAAGAUAAUUCAAUGCAAAAUACAAAAACUCAAAAAUCGGAUAGUGAUGAUGAUUUCAAAAUUGAAAAAGAUAUUGCAACAAUCUCAAGAAAUGCUAAAAAACCCAAUAGUGCAAAACUGAAGGGAAAACUUUCCAAUCAAGAUAUUACUAAAGAUGAUCAAAAUAAACAAGACGAAAAAGAAGAAUCAAAUAGUGUUGUUACAGCUAAAACCAGAUCAGCAAGAGCUACUAGGAAUACUAAAAUCGUACCAAAAAUCGAAGUAUCCACUGAAGAAAAUAAAGAAGUAACGGCAAGUGACUUUUUUAUUGGUGAAAAUACAUGCACAAAUGUUAAUAAAACUAAAUUACCAAGGAAAAGAUCAACAACCACUAAUUUAAAAGUAAAUGACACAGUAAAGGCGGAAACAACAGAAAAAAAUACAAAAACAAGGGCAAACAAUAGUCCAAGAAGUGCCAAUACAAGUAAGUAUUUCAAAGAUGACUCCACUUCAAAAAAAGCUAAGAACGUUAGGGAUGAAAACUAUAUAGAAGACGAACAGAGAGUAAGUCAUAAAGAUCUUUUAAAACAAAAAACUGAAGCUAAAAAUGAUGUAACAUCCGACUUAGUGGAUAUAAUUAAAACUAGAGUGAAAGAAGCAAAAGCCGAAACAAAGAAGAACAAAGUAAAAGGAACAACUAAAGAUUCAGGUGAAGAUAGCGAUCAUUUACCAGAAGAAGACAUCAAACCUUGUGUCAGUGAUGAUGACUUUAAGCCUGUCAAGUUAGGCCCCAAACCAGGAACAUCUCGCAGGAUAGACCGCAGAGUGUUGUCGGAAGACGAUGAGGUUCUUCCUGACAGGAUUGAUGUUUGGUGUGAAGUGUUUGUUGAGGAACUUGAAGAAUGGGUGCCUGUCGAUGUUAUCAGAAAUAAAGUUCAUUGCGCCAAAGAAAUUCAUUCAAAGGCUACCCAUCCAGUUGCCUACAUUGUUGGUUGGGACAAUAACAAUUAUUUAAAAGAUCUAACAAGGAGAUAUGUUCCACAUUGGAAUACAAUUACUCGUAAGCAAAGAGCCGAGGUAUCCUGGUGGAACACAGCGGUGGCCCCAUGGCUGGGACCUAAGAAUGCACGGGAUAAGGAAGAAGAUGAACGUCUGGAUAGAAUGCAGCUAGAGGCACCACUACCUACAAGUAUCGCUGAGUACAAAAACCAUCCUCUGUAUGCACUGAAGCGACACCUACUAAAGUUUGAGGCGCUGUAUCCUGAAGACGCGGCAACACUGGGCUUCGUGCGCGGCGAGCCUGUGUACGCGCGCGAGUGCGUCCACAUCUGCAAGUCGCGUGACAUCUGGCUCAAGGAUGCUAAAGUUGUCAGACUCGGAGAAAAACCUUAUAAAGUUGUUAAAGCUAGACCAAAGUGGGAUAAAUUAUCUAACAAGUUAAUCACAGACAAACCUCUGGAACUUUUUGGUCCAUGGCAAGUAACUGAUUAUGAACCACCGGUAGCAGAAAAUGGUAUCGUUCCGAGAAAUGCAUAUGGAAAUGUCGAACUGUUCAAAGAAUGCAUGAUUCCUAAAGGAACUGUACAUAUUAAAUUGCCCGGUUUGAAUAGAGUGGCCAAGAAAUUGAACAUAGAUUGUGCUCCAGCUUUGACAGGUUUUGACUUCAAUGGUGGAUACUCUCAUCCAGUAUAUGAUGGAUUUGUAGUGUGUACGGAAUACGAAGAAAUUUUAACUGAAGCGUGGGUCAAGGAUCAAGAAGAACUAGAAAGGAAGGAGCGAGAGAAAAUAGAUGCAAGAGUUUACGGUAACUGGAGGAGGCUUAUAAAAGGUCUGUUCAUACGAGAAAGACUUAAGCACAAGUAUGGCUUCGAUGGUCCCAUACCAGGAACUUCACAGGACAAGAAAAAACAAAAAGGGCCACGCCUUGUUGUUAAAAAAAGAUAAAAUGUGUGAACUGACGGAAAAUUUAUAAUUUGAGUAUGGUACAAAUUUUUCACAUGUUUACUUGAACUUUUAAAAUUUAACGUUUUUAUAACUAUUGUCAUUAUUUGGCAAAUUUAAGGUAACUUUUAAGCAAAGUAUUCUAA